AUGUUUAGUGAAAAGACCAUCGUGGCUUUGGCUACUGCUCCAAUUACCCAAAAUAUUGCUUUAAUUAGAAUAUCAGGUUCGGAAGCCUAUAGCCUAAUUAGCAAAUUUUUUGACCGUCCCUUGCCAGAAUAUCCACAAAAAAAACCACAAUUAACCUUUGGCAACAUCAUUAACCAAAAUAAAGAAAUCAUCGACCAAGUUUUGCUUUUGUGUUUUUAUAAGCCUCAUUCUUUUACCGGAGAAGACGUCAUAGAAAUUAGUUGCCACGGUAAUUUAUUCAUUGUUAACCAAAUAUUACAACUAAUCUUGGAGAAUGGUGCCGAAUUAGCCAAGGAAGGCGAAUUUACUAAGCAAGCUUUUUUUAAUGGCAAAUUAAACCUAAUUCAAGCCAACGCAAUAAAUGAUUUAAUUCGGGCUCCUAGUUUGGAAGGAACAAAGUUAGCCCUCCACAAUUUAAGUCCCGAAAGCCAAAAAGAAUUAGAUUUUAUUGAGAAUGAACUACUAGCAAUGAUUGCCACCAUUAAAGUCAAUAUUGAUUACCCUGAAUAUGACGGGGUAGAAUACUUAACUGGCAAAAAAGUUUUGUCUCGUCUAAGCAAAUUAGAAAAAAAAUUAAAGGAAAUUAAAGAAAGCGGUAAAAAAAUUCGCGUUUACCAGGAAGGUUUAAAAGUAGCCAUAGUUGGCAAGCCGAACGUUGGCAAGUCUACGCUUUUAAAUGCUCUUCUACAAGAAGAAAAAGCCAUUGUUUCGCCAAUUGCGGGCACCACUCGGGACAUAGUAGAAGCCCAUUAUAAUCUCCAAGGAAUUCCUUUAACCUUACUGGAUACAGCCGGCAUUCACGAAACCCAAGACAUAGUCGAAAAAAUUGGAGUAAAAAGAAAAGACGAGAAUAUUUACCAAAAAGUUAAGGAAAAAAAUUACUGGCUUAUUGCUAAUAAAACAGAUAAAUUAAGUAAAUUACAACUCCCUUCUUUUCUUUCUCCGGAAAAAGUCUUGCGAAUUAGUGCCAAAAAGCAGCAAAUAACCGAAUUGGCAACAAAAAUUAACGAAUUAUUUGCUAGUGAUUUAAUAAAUAAAUUGCCUACUUAUCCAGUUUUCAGUCAAAGUUGGCAACAGGCUAAAUUAACGCGACUUAUUCAACAAUUAGAGGGGGUAAUUAGCGCACUAAAGAAAGAAGUAUACUUAGAUGCCGUAUGUAGUGAUUUAGAAUUAGCCUAUAAAUUAGUAAAAGAAUUAAGCGGCAAAGAGUAUAGCGGAGAAUUAUUAGACAUCAUUUUUAGACAAAACAUAGGCAUCACUAAUGGAAAUUUGGUAAUUGCGAAUAGCUUUGAUUUCGUUGCCGAAACUCAGAAAUUAAGCCAAUUGGAAGAAAUAAGAGUUCAAGAAGAGAUAAAAGAUGCUAAUUUCGGCAGUUGUUUAAGAGCAAAAGGUAAAUUAACCUUAACUUUUGACCGAGCCCAAAAAAUGGAAUUGCGAGCCCAAAAAAUGGAAUUUGUCAAUCCCGCAGCGGCCGAUUAUCCUCUACAAAAGCAAGCAAUUCCCUUAGAAGUAGUAAGAAAUUAUCCGCAUUUGCGAGCGAAAACUAAUUACUUUUUGGUCGUUUUCAAAAUAAGAAGUCAGGUUAGUUGGGCUAUUCAUCAAUUUUUCCAGCAAGCAGGAUUUUAUUACGUUCACACCCCCCUAAUUACUUCUAGCGAUACCGAAGGAGCCGGAGAAUUAUUUACGGUUACCACUAGACAAGAUAAGCAAUACGAGAAGGAUUUUUUCCGCAAACAAGCCAAAUUAACGGUUAGCGGUCAACUCCAAGCCGAAGCCUUAGCCCAAGAAAUGACUUUUGCUGACCUUGACGAACUUCUUAAUUUGGCGGAAAAUUUACUAAAAUACGUUAUCAAAGAAUUAAUAGAAAAAAACUUACCAGAACUAGAAUGCUUAGAAAAAUAUCACCAAAAAGCAUUAAUUAAUGAACUAAAAAACAUCAGCAAACUGGCUUUUCCUCGACUUGACUAUGACGAGUGUUUGAAAAUAUUAGCAAAAAACAAAAAAAACUUUGUUUACAACGAAAUUAAAUGGGGAAUAGACCUUCAAUCAGAACACGAAAAAUACCUUUGCCAAUACUUUGAUAAUAGACCAGUUUUUGUUAUUAAUUAUCCGGUUGAAUUAAAGGCUUUUUACAUGAAAAAUAAUCCUGACCAAAAAACAGUAGCUUGCUUUGAUUUAUUGUUUCCAGGAGUAGGCGAGUUAAUUGGUGGCAGCAUGCGAGAAGACAAUUAUCAACUUUUAGGGGAAAAAGCCCAAAAAAUCGGCUUAGAUGUUGGCAAUUUGACCUGA
Molecule: messenger RNA, 2328 nt
Organism: Entrophospora sp. SA101
Lineage: Eukaryota; Fungi; Glomeromycota; Glomeromycetes; Entrophosporales; Entrophosporaceae
Source: the annotation of a GenBank genome assembly